Messenger RNA from Micropterus dolomieu (smallmouth bass), 4043 nucleotides. It is a transcript of the gene ptar1, whose product is annotated as protein prenyltransferase alpha subunit repeat containing 1. The coding region runs from base 35 to 1453 and encodes 472 amino acids. The transcript has 8 exons. Gene Ontology annotation, cellular component: cytoplasm. The record is from RefSeq and is a predicted model, not a curated record. Lineage: Eukaryota; Metazoa; Chordata; Actinopteri; Centrarchiformes; Centrarchidae. Gene Ontology annotation, molecular function: protein prenyltransferase activity. Gene Ontology annotation, biological process: protein prenylation.
UCUUGCUCGUGUGACGUUCUAAGGUGCCAUAGAAAUGGCGGAGUCGGAGGAGGAGGUGGACGUCUUAGUCCAGAGAGUUGUCAAAGACAUCACUAACGCCUUCAAGAGAAACCCCAACAUUGAUGAAAUUGGUGUUAUCCCAUGUCCGGAGGCCCGCUACAACCGGAGUCCCAUUGUGUUGGUGGAGAACAAGCUGGGUGUCGAGAGCUGGUGUGUCAAGUUCCUUCUGCCAUACGUCCACAACAAGCUGCUGCUGUACCGCCAGCGCAAACACUGGCUGGACAGGGAAGCUUUAGUGGAUAUCACCUGCACUCUGUUGCUACUUAACCCGGAUUUCACCACCGCAUGGAAUGUAAGGAAGGAGCUACUGCAGUGCGGAGUUCUAAACCCAGAGAAGGACCUCUACUUGGGCAAGCUGGCCCUCACCAAAUUCCCCAAGAGCCCAGAGACAUGGAUACACCGGUCUUCAGCUGUGAGACGCUGGGUGCUGCAGCAAAUCCUGCGUCAGUUCUCUGCUGUGGGCUGCAGCAGGAAGCAGCAGCAGGCCGAAGCAGAGCAGGCCGAUGCAGAGAGGCGCCAGCAGCUCAGUGACCAUCUGGCCAGGGCACUCCACCAAGAGAUGAAGGUGUGCUCUGAUGCUGCCUGCCGCUAUCCCAGUAACUACAAUGCCUGGUCCCACCGCAUCUGGGUGCUGCAGCACAUGGCCAUUGGCAACGUCAAGGUUUUCCAUGAUGAGCUGUCCUCUAUGCGCCUAUGGGUGUCCAUGCAUGUGUCGGACCACAGUGGCUUCCACUACCGCCAGUUCCUGCUCAAGGAGCUGAUCGCUGAGCUCGCUCAGACUCCAGAUUCCACUACCACCAGUUCACCCCAGCACAUGUCCAGCACAGCCCCCAGCAACAGUUCCGACCAUCACAGCCAUGCACAGGCUAACGGGGAGCUAUCGGGAGCAGAGGUUGAGGAGGAGCAGCUCAGCUUCACUAAAGUCCUUCAGCUCUUCCGCCAGGAGAUGGAGCUGUGCUCAGACCUGAUCCAGUCUUUCCCUGGACAUGAGACACUCUGGAGUCACAGACGGCACGUCCUAUACUUGUGGCAUCAUUGGAGGAGGGAACACCAGCACCACUGCAGCAGCAAUGGCGGCAGUGAGUCCGUCCACCUUCAUGACAGCAACCCAGGCCUGCCGACAGUCAGCGCUCAGAGCUGUGCAGGCCCGGCAGAGAGUGUGAACGGACAGAGGCAUGCUAGUGAAGUUAUGGAGGUAGAAGGGGUGUCCUUGCCAGACCCACGUGACAGUAAGCGACUGAAGAGAGGCGUCCUGCUGCCCGGCUCGCCCACCCUGCCCUCUGAGCACAGCUUUGUGAGUGGUAUUCUGGACAGCUGCUUUAACCCCGAGCAGAGACAUUUCGCCCUGGCAUACAAGAAGUGGUUAGACACGGUCAUUGGUCAGCAGCCUUGAGAGAGGGGGAGAGAGAGGGGGAGAGGGAACCGUCAGCCCCAUCCUUUCUCAACAUUGAAGUUGCCUUUAGACACAGAUUUAAGAUCAGUUUGCCUCCCUGUAGUGCUGACUUUAACUAAUAGAACUUGAGAUGCAGUGAAACCACUGAAACCAGUCAUGGAACAGCUGGUUACUGUCCUGUCCUCCUGACAAUGAGAAGAGAGGAUGUGGUCUUAGAGUAAGGAAGUUUUGGCGCCACCCACUCUGUUCUUCUUCAGAAACUUCUGGAUUCCCUCAAGCUUCAUCUGAGCCAGUACCCCUUCAGAAUGGAAAUCUGCACACGGUCUAUUGGCUCACUAGUUGUCUGUUAGUAGACUGUUCUUAUUUCAAGUGUCAGUGCCUCAGGUCAGAUUUGCACUGCUUUUUUAUUGCCAGUUUGGCAUUAAUCUCCACAUCUUACUUCAUUUCUGCUCAAAUAUUUCAGCAAACAUACUAAAUGAAGCUCCACAGGAGGAGGAACAAUGCCACUUCAGGGGUGAGAGCAGGGCAAAAUAUCCACUCAGUUUGACACAGUAUGGAAUGCCAAAGGAGCCAAAAUUAUAUAAAUUGUAUAAAUUACCCACUAAAUUGUGACAUAAUUCAUUACAACUCUAGUUAGUAUUACAUCAUCAUUUUUUUCAUAGUAAGUUUUAUUGGAGUUAAUUUUUAGUUCAGAUUUCCUCUUCAAAAGUCUAAAAGUGAAGUUUUUUUUUUAAGUUGUAUAGCUAGAAUGUGGGGGAAAUGAACUGGUACUAUACAAGUGAUGAUGUAUCAUUUCACAGUGAGUUGAGUCUUACUAAUUCCUCUGUGAAAAUUCAUUCAGUCCUCACAUGUUGGAGUGGAAAGUUUUAAGCACAUCCACACUCCUACUUUUCUGGGAGGUUCCUUAGAUUUCCAAUCUGAAGGUGGUACAAUGUCAGUUUUCUUUUGUUGGCCUUGUUUUCUGCUUCUGGUUGAUUUCAACCCUCUAGUUGUACUGGUGAAUAUACAGUAGUCAGCAAGUCCUAACUAUGUAGCUAAGUGCUAAGUUACAGUAGCUUGCAACAGAAAGCCAAAAAGCUAGUCGUUAGCUGAAAUUUAACAAGGUUGUGUUUGCUUUGUGAAAAGUCUUAUCUUCUGCCAACCUGACACGUUAAUAUACAAGCAGAGAAAUGUUAGGUUUCCAGUUCAGACUUUGAAGGACAGAGUGCUAGGGAAGUGACUUUCCCCAACAUUCACUGGUGCUACAUGUUGCUGUUACUACAACUACUUCAUCUGUUACAGGAAAAGGACAGCACUUUGGACCAUUUGAUGAUAAAAGGCAAUCAUUGUUUUGUGGGGUAUCAUUGCUAAAUGGCAAUAUUGCAAUAAUUUUUGAAAUAUUGUCUGUUACUUUGCACCAGGCUAGUUAACAGUAGGCCUCAGCGCUUUAUGUCACUACCUUGUAUAAAAAUUGACUUAUCAUCAAAAAGGUAAAAUUGUACAUUAUGUCUUUGUGUUCAGGAAUAAUUUAUAGCAUUACUUUAAAAGCUGCAACAUGCUGCAUUCAUCCCUUCAAUAAUGUAGAAGGUGAAAAUUAUGGCUUCUCCCACUACAUUGUAACACCUAUAAUGAUAAUGGAAGAAAGGUACUCUGAAAUAUGAAUCUAACAAAUCUGAAGGCAUCUGUAUUGCAGGUAGAAAAUGGAGGACUGCUGUUUGAACAUGAUCCAUCUUUGUGUUGCCCAAGGAUGGGUAGUUGUUGUUAAUAGUUGUUUAGCUCUGUCACUGACAAUAUUGGUACACAAGAGAAAAACUACAUGAAUUUACACGACAUUGUUGAGUCAGUGUAGCCUUGGACACACUAGCAUUCACUGUAUGUACUAAGCGGUCACAUCUAAAUGUGGAAGGAGCAUUGGCGCCCCAGCAUGCCCUCGAUGCAGUUUGGGUGUCAUCACAUAGAGGUUUGAUUGGAUUGGCUGCAAUACCUUGUUCUUCAAGACAAAAUGGCGGGUUUGAUGAGAAAAAGAAAUGCUGCAUUUGGUUUCAGUGUGCACAGAUUGGCUUGCCCAAAUUGCCUAGCAUCCCAUUACACAGUCCCCAUGUGCUGCCAUGUAACCCUUACCAUCUUUUACUUGUCUUCUCUUAGAGACCACCAUGUAAGAGUUGUGGAGAAAGAUGCUUCAUCACCUUAAAUCACUGUGUACAUGAUCAUAGAUAAUCUUGAAACUAGUAUUUUUGAGCCAUGUAUUCUUUAGGAUUGUUCAUCAAGAGUGGGUGCAUAUCGAAGCUGAAUGGUGGGGGUAUUUUAACAUCCUUGCAGAUGUAGAACACAAACUUUGAAUACAAGACUAUCUAUGCAGAAAUGUUUUUUUAAAGGUUCAACAAGCUUUUAAGAAAACAAAUAACAUAGCUUCUGUUUUUCUAAUUUAUUCCUUAGUUGUCUUGAGUGGAGGGCAUGUCCAUAAUCCCUAUAAUCUCAUUCAUUUUAUAUUUAUAGAGUAAGUCCAAGGAAGGUUAAAAUCAAGGGCAACAAUAGUGUUUUAUCUUAACUUUCAGUGUUUUGUCAUCUGCUCACCAAGAAAAUAAAGCUCAUUGGGGAUUAAAAAUAAAAA